AUGCACCAGCGCCCGAAGCCGUCGCUCAAGGGGCGCGGCAAAACCCGGCGCGGAAGCCGUGGCAGCUGGUGCCCCUUAGUCGGGCCGCCGCAUGAGAGGGACACGGAGAUGCUGCUGCUCUGGUUCGCAGGCCAUGCGGUGGCCUCCAGCACGCUGACCUUGCUUAACAAGCAGAUCGCCGUCACCACAGACUUCCCGUGGGUGGUCAUUCUGCUGCAGUGCAUCGGAUCUGUGUUCUUCGCAGCACUGCUGGACGUGCCCCUCGGGACUAUAAGGCGGGUUGAGCGCGCGCACCUGCCCGGGGCCCUGCUGAUCUCCCUGCUGUUCACCACCUGCCUCGUGAGCAGCAUCAGCGGCCUCAACCGCGUCCACGUUCCGAUGGCCGUCGUGGGCAGAAACCUGACGCCGUUCAUCACCGCCGUGCUGGAGCUGACGUUUAUGCAGACGCCUCUGUCCAGCAGGACGCUGUUAUCCUUAGUUGUGGGACUCCUCGGUGCUGGCGUUUAUCUGGCGGGUGACGCCAACUCGAGCAUUGUGGGCUCCCUGUUUGUCUUACUCAAUGCGUGCUGUAUCUCGGUCACAAGCACCGUGGAGAAGUUCGUCUCGUCGCAGAAGCAGCAGUCCCCGUUGGGCCUGUGCCUGCUGCGGAACGCCCUGGCCGUGCCCUUCAUCGGCCUAAUUCUCCUGGGCGACCUGGAGAACAGCUCCAAGUCCCUGCAGGCCAUGCUGGACGCCGGGCCCCGGCUGUGGCUCCAGAUGCUGCUGACCUCUGCGUUCGGCGCCCUCACGGGGCUGUGCCUCUUCCAGUUGCAAUCUAUGGUGACUGCAACGACCGUUCAAGUGGCCGCCCUAUGCUAUAAACUGAUCUCGGUUCUGCUGUCGCUGCUGCUGUUCCCGGCGUCGCUGCGGGAUGUGGGAUGGCUUGCCGCGCUCGGCUACGGACUGUCCACGCUGAGCGCCGCCAUCUACUCGUUCAAGCCCAAGAAUUCGGCCAAGCCCCCAACGUCGCCGCUGGAGAAGAAAGACUGA
Prorocentrum cordatum is the source of this 1029-nucleotide messenger RNA. The record is from the annotation of a GenBank genome assembly. NCBI's taxonomy places the organism in Eukaryota, Dinophyceae, Prorocentrales, Prorocentraceae.